CAGCUUCCUCAUUCCGUUCCAGCUAACGGAGAAGAAGCGAAGGCAUUUUCUAAUCUUUCAUUGAGAAAAGGUGAAGGCGAGAGGAAAACACCAAUAGAUUGUCUUUGGUAUGUAAUUACACUUUCUAAACAGACGGAAUAACAGUAAAAUAUUGAGAGCAUUGCAUGAAUAAUUCCGUUCUCGGUAUUCACCAUCGCUGAAUGACGGGAUCGCCUGCUGUCACAAAACAACUGUGUGUGGCGGGAGGAGGGUCUGAAUCACGGAUGUUGUAGGGACACAGAUGCAGGCCCGUCUUCCAGUAAAAUACCAUAUUACCGUCGACUCAUCUUAUUACUGCACAGGUUCGUGUGCAUGCAGUUUCCAGCCAAAAUGAUCCACAGCCUGUUCCUCGUGAAUUCCUCCGGGGACAUUUUCCUGGAGAAACACUGGAAGAGCGUUGUGAGCCGCUCCGUGUGCGACUACUUCUUCGAGGCGCAAGAGCGCGCCAGUGAGCCGGAGAAUGUGCCCCCGGUAAUCCCGACCCCCCACCACUACCUCAUCAGCGUCCUCAGGCACCGCAUCUACUUUGUGGCGGUCAUCCAGAGCGAGGUGCCGCCGCUCUUUGUCAUCGAGUUCCUACACAGGGUAGUUGAUACAUUCCAGGACUAUUUUGGGGUGUGCACAGAGGCAGCGAUCAAGGACAAUGUGGUGGUAGUAUAUGAGCUGCUAGAAGAGAUGCUGGACAAUGGCUUCCCCCUGGCCACAGAGUCCAACAUCCUCAAAGAGCUCAUCAAGCCACCCACCAUCCUGCGCACAGUGGUUAACACCAUCACAGGCAGCACCAAUGUAGGGGAGCAGCUCCCUACUGGACAGUUGUCUGUAGUGCCAUGGCGACGCACUGGAGUCAAGUAUACCAACAAUGAGGCCUAUUUUGAUGUAGUGGAGGAGAUUGAUGCCAUCAUUGAUAAAUCAGGCUCCACUAUCACAGCAGAGAUCCAGGGGGUGAUUGAUGCCUGUGUGAAACUAACAGGCAUGCCUGACCUCACUCUCUCGUUCAUGAACCCUCGUCUGCUAGAUGAUGUGAGCUUCCACCCGUGUGUGAGGUUCAAGCGCUGGGAAGCUGAGAGGAUCCUCUCCUUUAUCCCCCCAGACGGAAACUUCCGGCUGCUCUCCUAUCACGUCAGCUGCCAGAAUCUGGUGGCCAUCCCGGUGUACGUCAAGCACAACAUCACGUUUAGGGAGGGUAGUUCUCAGGGCCGCUUUGAGCUGACCCUGGGCCCCAAGCAGACCAUGGGGAAGGGGUUAGAGGCUGUUCUAAUCAGCAGCCAGCUACCCAGAGGAGUCCUCAACACCAACCUCAACCCCUCCCAGGGGACAUACAACUUCGACCCUGUCACUAAGCUCUUGUCAUGGGACGUGGGUAAAAUCAACCCUCAGAAGCUGCCUAGUCUAAAGGGCUCUAUGAGCCUGCAGGCAGGGGCCUCCAAGCCAGACGAGAACCCCACCAUCAACAUCCAGUUCAAGAUCCAACAGUCGGCCCUUUCAGGACUGAAGGUGAAUCGGUUGGAUAUGUACGGGGAGAAAUACAAACCAUUCAAAGGCAUCAAGUACAUGACCAAGGCCGGCAAAUUCCAGGUGCGGACAUAGAGGCUCGGCUCUCCGCUCUCUGGCCUCUGCACCAAUACUACUACUGUAAAAGAGAGAGGGGGAGGUUUCCGAUGGUGGGGAAUAAAUACAGAAAAUAUAGGGAAGGGAGUGGCUAUGGUACAUUCCCUGUGUAAAUGCAUUUCAGGAUUUAUCCACACAAACUAUGGGCUCUGCUGUCUAACUGAACUAGCUACCACAGAAUGUGUGACACGACACACAAGCAUAUUUAAUGGAGUUGUUUGCACAGUCAAAUAGGUGGCGAUAAGAGACUAUCCGUCUCAAUGUGUCUACAGCAUUUUUAGUAAGCUAAAGCCUGGAAUUGGUCUCUCUGUUGUGUCAUUUCUGGUUCCUUUUUCCAAUCUCUUUGCUACCCUUUGAGUUCCUUUUGUGAGUGAGAAUAGCAGGCAAAAUGGUUUGUGUGAUUCAUCUGCUACUACUUUUCUUCUCAUGCUCCCAUCCAUUCCUUAUAACCAACGGCCCAGAGUUUGGGUCAAUUCGAGUUAACACAGCCACACUGUCAUAAUUAUUUAUUGAGUUUAUUAAAAAUGUUUAACCUUUAUUUAACUAGGCAAGUCAGUUAAGAACAAAUUCUUAUUUACAAUGACGGCCUACCAAAAGACAAAAGGCCUCCUGCGGGGACAUGGGCCUGGGAUUUAAAAAAUAAAUACAAUAUAAAUAUAGGACAAAACACACAUCACUACAAGAGGGACUCAACACUACAUAAAAAGAGACCUAAAACAACAUAACAGCAACUCAACAAUGGUAGCAGCACAAAAACAUGGUACAAACAUUGGGCAAAGUCAACAGCACAAAGGUCAAGAAGGAAGAGACAACAAUACAUCAUGCAAAGCAGCCACAACUGUCAGUAAGAGUGUCCAUGAUUGAGUCUUUGAAUGAAGAGAUUGAGAUAAACUGUCCAGUUUGAGUGUUGCAGCUUGUUCCAGUCGCUAGCUGCAGCGAACUGAAAAGAGGAGCGACCCAGGAAAGUGUGUGCUUUGGGGACCUUGAACAGAAUGUGACUGGCAGAAUGGGUGUUGUAUGUGGAGGAUGAGGGCUGCAGUAGACAUCUGAGAUAGGGGGGAGAGACGCCUAAGCGAGUUAUAUAAAUAAGCAUCAACCAGUGGGUCUUGCGACGGGUAUACAGAGAUUACCAGUUUACUGAAGAGUAUAGAGUGCAGUGAUGUGUCCUAUAAGGAGCAUUGGUGGCAAAUCUGAUGGCCGAAUGGUAAAGAACAUCUAGCCGCUUGAGAGCACCUUUACCUGCAAAUCUAUAAAUAAUGUCUCCGUAAUCUAGCAUGGGAAGGAUGGUCAUCUGAAUCAGGGUUAGUUUGGCAGCUGGAGUGAAAGAGGAGCGAUUACGAUAGAGGAAACCAAGUCUAGAUUUAACUUUAGUCUGCAGCUUUAUGUGCUGAGUUAAGGACUGCACUGUCUAGCCAUACUCCCAAGUACUUGUAUGAGGUGACUACCUCAAGCUCUAAACCCUCAGUGGUAGUAAUAACACCUUUGGGAAUCGGGGCAUUCGUCUUACCAAACCACAUGACCUUUGUUUUGGAGGUGUUCAGAACAAGGUUAAGGGUAGCGAAAGCUUGUUGGACACUAAGAAAGCUUUGAGGACCUUUAAGGUUGCAGUGACACAUCCAUAAUCUGAGCGGAAACCAGAUUGCAUACCAGAGAGAAUCCUAUAGACAUCAAGAAAGCCAGUCAGUUGAUUAUUGACAAGUUUUUUCCGACACUUGAUAAACAGGGCAAAAUAGAAAUUAUGGCUAAGCCCUGCCCAUUUCUACAAUGAAUCUUCUUAAAAUCUGAUUUUACCCUAACCUUAAAGUAAGACCAAAUAUAUAUAUUUUUCCAUCAAUUUUGACUUUGAGGCUGUAGAAUCUGACUUUGUGGUUGUGUUAUCUAGUGGGAUCCCAGAGUUUCUUCUGGUCAGGUCACAUGGCCAGGACUGGAUAAGUUCCUGGCUCUACCUAUAUUACAUGUUAUUCUAAAUUCUGUAUUCCCUUGCUACUUUCUCCCUUUACUUAUUCCAAUGCUCCCUGUUUUCUGAACUUCUCUCUUCGGUCCUCCAAACCAAAUGCAUUUCUGUGUCUUUCUGUUAUCAACUCUGGAGUCACGUGCUGGAGUUUGAGAAUGCAACAUGAAAUUCCUCCGCCUGACUCAUUCACUACCAUGCCUAUUGUUCUGUCAACAGUUAAUACUGUAGGCAUAACCAUGUCAUUCUCAAAUCCAAUCUAGUGGUUUGUAGGAUAAGGUUGACACAGUAUGUUACUGUUUUUCGCUCUUUUUCUAUAUCAUGUAAAGGCGUCAGGUCGAGCACCUUGCUGUGGCCUACCUGAUGUUUUAUCCACCUUAAUCCAUCCUGAUGGCCUUUUUUAAAGUAUUAUUUAUUCAACAAUGAUAUAAUCCUGAUACGAGCACCAAAUCGCAUGCUGAAUAACCCAGCUCAUAUCAUGCAGCUCAAAUGUAUCUUUAUUACUCUAUAGUGAAUUCUACAGAGGCUUGAGCAUCAUGAAGACCAAUAACAUGAAACAUGCUGCCCCCCUAUGAUGUUAUUGAAGCUGUUACUCACAAUGGCCUGGCUUUCCUCUGUGUAGGUAUGUUUUCUAUAAGUUCUCCAUACUGACUGACUCCAUACUGCAGUUUGAUGACACGGUUGGUGGGUUUACAGCGUUUGUUUGUGUGUUUGUCAAAUUAAUUCAAAUUUAGUUUUACAAUGCUAUGACAUUAAAGAAUUAAGAAGUGAUAUGAUAUACGUUGAAUUAUCCAGUCCAUUGUGUCCACUCUGAUAGAUACCAGGACAUCACAAAUCAAUGUAGUGGUUGUACCAACUAAAAUAACCUAAUUUGUCUACAUGUUUGUUACAACAAACACAUUUCUGUCUAAAAAUCAUCUUGAGUAUUAUAAGAGCCCAUUUAUGAUGAUGUAUGUGAGGUUUGAUUAAAGGUUCAUGCCAUC
Messenger RNA from Oncorhynchus mykiss (rainbow trout), 4581 nucleotides. Its product is annotated as AP-3 complex subunit mu-2. Gene Ontology annotation, cellular component: clathrin adaptor complex. Gene Ontology annotation, biological process: intracellular protein transport; vesicle-mediated transport. NCBI's taxonomy places the organism in Eukaryota, Metazoa, Chordata, Actinopteri, Salmoniformes, Salmonidae. The record is from RefSeq and is a predicted model, not a curated record.